GUGUUGUAAUGUGUGUCCUUCCGCAGAGCCGGUGAGCCUCCGCCGCAGCACGCGCGUCUGACGGCCCGCUCAAACCCGCGAUUUGUUACCUUUUGUGUAAUAAAUCUGUUUAUUUGUAAUCGGAAUACUUUUAUUUGUCGUUUCUGGUGUGUUUUGAGUGGUGGCGUUUGUGUUUCAUUCGGCUAGUCAUGGCUGACAUCGACAAACUCAACAUAGACAGCAUCAUUCAGCGCCUUCUCGAGGUGAGAGGAUCGAAGCCUGGCAAAAACGUCCAGCUUCAGGAGAACGAGAUUCGUGGGUUGUGCCUGAAAUCCCGUGAGAUCUUCCUCAGCCAGCCGAUCCUCCUGGAGUUGGAAGCGCCACUGAAGGUCUGCGGUGAUAUCCACGGGCAGUACUACGACCUGCUCAGGCUGUUUGAGUACGGAGGAUACCCACCGGAGAGCAACUACCUGUUCCUGGGAGACUACGUGGACCGAGGGAAGCAAUCUCUGGAGACCAUCUGCCUCCUGCUGGCCUACAAGAUCAAGUACCCGGAGAACUUCUUUCUGUUGAGGGGGAACCACGAGUGCGCCUCCAUCAACCGCAUCUACGGCUUCUACGACGAGUGCAGGAGACGCUACAACAUCAAGCUCUGGAAGACGUUCACGGACUGCUUCAACUGCCUGCCGAUCGCCGCCAUCGUCGACGAGAAGAUCUUCUGCUGUCACGGAGGUUUGUCUCCAGAUCUGCAGUCCAUGGAGCAGAUCAGGAGGAUCAUGAGACCCACAGAUGUGCCGGAUCAGGGUCUUCUGUGUGAUCUCCUGUGGUCCGACCCGGAUAAGGACGUGUUGGGAUGGGGCGAGAACGACCGAGGCGUGUCCUUCACAUUCGGAGCUGAAGUGGUGGCCAAGUUCCUGCACAAACACGACCUGGAUCUGAUCUGCAGGGCCCACCAGGUGGUGGAGGACGGCUACGAGUUCUUCGCCAAGCGUCAGCUGGUCACUCUGUUCUCUGCGCCCAACUACUGUGGAGAGUUCGACAACGCCGGAGCCAUGAUGAGCGUAGACGAGACACUCAUGUGUUCCUUUCAGAUUCUGAAGCCAGCAGAGAAGAAGAAGCCAAACUCCAGCCGCCCCGUGACUCCACCCAGGAACAUGGUCGCCAAACAACCCAAGAAAUGAGGGUCAUGUGACCCGUUUGGACUCUCAGUCUUCUCGUGUCACGGAUCCGAAGGCUGAACUUCACUUUAAUUCUUUUCCUUGUGUUUUUCUCCGUCCUGAGCGGCUUCUCUGACACCAGAAAGCAGCGUUUAGUUUGAUUUGACUGUUUUUUUUUUAGUUGUUCUUGGAGGCUUUUAUAUGGUAUAUCUCAGUUUGACACAAGCUCCACCCAUUGUGUGUGUGUGUGUGUGUAAAGGAGCUGAU
Molecule: messenger RNA, 1403 nt
Organism: Rhinichthys klamathensis goyatoka
Lineage: Eukaryota; Metazoa; Chordata; Actinopteri; Cypriniformes; Leuciscidae
Gene: ppp1cc
Product: protein phosphatase 1, catalytic subunit, gamma isozyme
Exons: 7
Coding region: 189-1160 (323 amino acids)
Cellular component (GO): cytoplasm; nucleus
Molecular function (GO): protein serine/threonine phosphatase activity
Source: RefSeq, a predicted model, not a curated record